Messenger RNA from Brassica oleracea var. oleracea, 1957 nucleotides. RefSeq lists its product as uncharacterized. Gene Ontology annotation, cellular component: plasmodesma; plasma membrane. The transcript has 9 exons. The coding region runs from base 160 to 1758 and encodes 532 amino acids. NCBI's taxonomy places the organism in Eukaryota, Viridiplantae, Streptophyta, Magnoliopsida, Brassicales, Brassicaceae. The record is from RefSeq and is a predicted model, not a curated record.
CGAGGAAGUGAAGAAAACCGCGUCAAGCGGGAUAUCAAAUCAAUCGUGUUGUUAACACGUCUGCCAUUGAUUCUCUAUCACGAUUCCAUUAAACAUAGAAACACUGAAACGAGAAAAUAUACAAAAAAUAAAAACAAUCUCGAAAAAAACAAAGACAGAAUGUUGUGUUCCAGAUCUAAAACAGUGUUCGUACUUUUCUCAUUCCUUCUUGUCGCCACUGGAAUAUCUAUUGCUGAAAAGGAAGCAGCAAGUGUUGAAGAAGAAUGGGGGACAAGUGUAAAAGAAAGGUUUAUGGCAGAGGAAAAAGGAGAGAACUCGUCUCUGAUUUUGGCUGCAAACAGAACAAAGAGGAAAGACCCUACUGAGAAUUUCAACAUUUACACUGGUGGAUGGAACAUAAGCAAUACCCAUUAUUGGACUUCUGUUGCUUAUACAGCGGCGCCUUUCUUUGUGAUAGCAGGAGUCUGGUUUGUGAUCUUCGGGCUAUCCUUGUCUCUCAUUUGCCUUUGCUAUUGCUGCUGCGCCCGUCAGCCUUACGGCUAUUCCAGGGUUGCUUAUGCUCUCUCCCUUAUCCUCCUCAUAUCAUUCACAAUCGCUGCAAUUGUGGGAUGUGUUUUCCUUUACACGGGCCAAGAGAAAUUUCAUGCUAGCACAACAGAUACUUUGGACUAUGUGGUGAGACAGGCGAAUUUCACGGCGGAAAACCUCAGGAAUGUGUCAGAUUAUCUCAAUGCAGCUAAGAAGGUGGAUGUGCAAUCCAUCGUUCUUCCAGGGGAUGUUCUAUCGAGCAUCGACAACAUACAAGGAAAGAUUAACUCCUCUGCAACCACUCUUUCUGUUCAAACAAUGGAGAACCAAGACAGGAUUCAAGAUGUCUUGGAUAACAUGAGACUUGCGCUCAUCAUCAUCGCUGCUGUGAUGCUUUUUCUUGCGUUCAUUGGAUUCUUACUCUCCAUCUUUGGACUGCAGUGCCUUGUAUACACGUUAGUGAUCCUUGGUUGGAUUCUUGUAACCGGCACUUUCGUCUUGUGUGGUCUAUUUCUGCUUCUACACAACGUUGUUGGGGAUACGUGUGUGGCCAUGGACCAAUGGGUGCAAAACCCGAAAGCUCACACCGCUCUAGACGAUAUUCUACCGUGCGUUGAUAACGCAACCGCGACCGAAACACUGAGUCAGACCAAGCUUGUGACGUACCAGUUGGUCGAAAUUGUUGACAAUUUCAUGAACACCAUUGCCAACAAGAACUUCCCGCCUCAAGCCCGACCCCUUUAUUACAACCAGUCGGGCCCCCUAAUGCCUUUGCUCUGUAACCCCUUCAAUGCUGAUCUCUCUGACCACCUGUGCAAGCCCGGUGAGGUCCAUCUCAACAAUGCAACAGAGGUGUGGAAGAGCUACACUUGCGAAUAUAUAACAACGGGAACAUGUAGCACGCCCGGACGUCUGACCCCAAACCAUUACACCCAGAUGGCUGCAGCAGUUAACGUAAGCUAUGGUCUGUACAAGUAUGGUCCGUUCCUGGCAGAUCUGCGAGGGUGUAACUUCGUGAGGUCCACAUUCACUGAUAUAGAGAGGGAUCAUUGCCCGGGACUGAGGAGAUACACGCAGUGGAUCUACGUGGGUCUUGUGCUGGUGUCUACUGCUGUAAUGCUGUCUUUGGUGUUUUGGGUUGUAUACGCGCGGGAGAGGAGGCACCGUGUUUACACCAAAGACUACAAUGCUAUGCAUUCUGAAGCUCCACGGGACAAGGGCCCGCUGUGAGAUGUUCUGUACUUUUUGCCAGUUUUAUGUAAAUUAUGUGUGUGAGAUGUCUGGUGAGAUCUUUUGUGUAGUGAAUAAUGGAAGGAAUCUGUGGUUGUGUGGUUGUUGUCAUUGAUGUUCUUUAUAAUUGAUAUGUUGAGAACUACUUCGAAAUUAGAGAUGUAUUGCUUUGUGGAAGUACAACCCUAUCUUUGUGUUU